Messenger RNA from Lactuca saligna, 617 nucleotides. The record is from the annotation of a GenBank genome assembly. Lineage: Eukaryota; Viridiplantae; Streptophyta; Magnoliopsida; Asterales; Asteraceae.
GGGUGUUUUUGCUUUUAGGCAAUGGGUGAUGGGUGGUUCUGAUAUCAUCUAAAUUAGUAUAAUUUAUUGCUUUAUUUUAAUGGGUUUAGUUUCUUGUUUAUAAAAACCCCAACAAAAUUGGAUCUUUUUCGGUUUUUCAAGAUUUCCCCUUCUCCAUUUAGCCUUCAUGCACAGAAUUUUGUAAGUAAACCAUGGCCUCAACUUCGACUCAAUUUGUAACCUCAAGAAGAAUGGGAAUAUACGACCCACUGCAACAAAUAAGCAUGUGGGACGAUGGUUUUGGAGCUAAUCUUAACCCUAACACAAGCCCUGGUAUGAUGAUGAUGACACAGGUCGAUUCAAGGCUAGCAAACAAGACCGAAUACAACUCUCAAGAAUCGUUAGAACCAUCGCCAGAAGCUCGAGCAACAAAAACAAUUUCAGAUAAGUUGCAGAGACGACUAGCACAAAAUCGUGAAGCUGCUCGUAAAAGUCGUUUAAGGAAAAAGGCGUAUGUUCAACAAUUGGAAUCCGGUCGUUUAAAAUUGGUGCAAUUAGAACAGGAACUCGAGAGGGCUCGACGGCAGGGCGCAUACGGUGGUCUAUUUGAACACCGGCAACAGUUUGUUAUCUGGUAA